This is a messenger RNA of Phlebotomus argentipes, 14420 nucleotides long. It is a transcript of the gene mei-P26, whose product is annotated as brain tumor protein. Gene Ontology annotation, molecular function: zinc ion binding; protein binding; ubiquitin-protein transferase activity. Gene Ontology annotation, cellular component: chromatin; nucleoplasm. The coding region runs from base 333 to 3338 and encodes 1001 amino acids. NCBI's taxonomy places the organism in Eukaryota, Metazoa, Arthropoda, Insecta, Diptera, Psychodidae. Gene Ontology annotation, biological process: positive regulation of DNA-templated transcription. The record is from RefSeq and is a predicted model, not a curated record. The transcript is spliced from 8 exons.
UCAUUCUCCGGACGCCAUUAUUUUUCAUCUAAACUUAGAAUGGCUAGUGAGACUUUGGGCAUCUGAGGCCUAAUCUACGCGACAUUGAGGUUAAAAACUCGGAAGAGGAAUCAGCCAGUUCGUAGUUUUGGUGAAGGGUGAAAGCCAAGCAAUCUCUGACUUUGGGUGAGACAAAGGCACACAGACGCGAAAAGAGAUUGUCUUGCGAAGGAAGGACGCUUUUUUGGACAACACAAAGCAACUGCAUUUGACCCUCUCGGGACUCUUCCUCUAUCCACUCUCACUCUAUCUGGAUUACAACUUGGAGUAGCUGCAGGGAAGUGGAGUGUGUUAUGGCAUCGCUGCUGGACGCAUAUGACACUAUUCUAGCAGAGAAUACUCCUCCAGUAGCAGCACCAGUUGCCGUCGCCACCCAGCACUUUGCCGACAAUAAUCGCGAUCCGACCGCUGCGAAUCCCACUGCUUCUGCCGCUUCAAUCGCCAAUCCGGGCAUCGCUGCGAGCCAUCUGGCCACUCCGGGCGCCGGGGGCGACUUGCUGACUUUCCCGUCGCCGCCCAACGGGGACGCCGUCGCCAAUAUGUUUGCUGACUCCUACGGGAGCGACCUCCUUCUCAACGAUCACGGUGGCUCUUUGGAAGAAAACAACGGUCUCUCUAGUGGUCACGAUCAGGACUGCAAAAUUUGCCAAACUAAAUUAAAAUCACCUCGAGUAUUAUCUUGUCUUCAUGUCUUCUGUGAGAUCUGCAUUGCAAAACUAUGCGCAACCGACCCAGCUUUGGGGUACACUGUGGAAUGCCCUAUUUGCAAACAAAUAACCAAGAUUGGUGCCAAGGGAGUUGCUUCGUUGCACUGCGACUACGUCACGACCAAUAUACUUGAUUUGUCCAGCAUCGAGCUUCGCGUGCUGGCGUGCACAUCGUGCAAGGGGAAGGAGAAUGCGAUUUCACGAUGCAACGACUGCGCCAACAUUCUGUGCGCCAGCUGUGAUAAUGCCCACCAGUCAAUGAGGUGCUUCGAGAACCACAAGGUGGUGAAGCUGGAGGAUCUGGUGAAGUCGUCGUCCAGCGAGAAAAUGGCCAUCCACAAGCCACUCUUCUGCACUACGCAUGCCACGGAGAACCUCAAGUACUACUGCUUCAGCUGCGAGGUGCCCGUGUGCAAUGAGUGUCUGAUUGCGGAGCACAAGGGUGGCGAUCAUGUGUAUGAGAUUAUCAGCGAUGCCGAGAAGUGUGUGCGCAUCGAGGUGGAGAACUUGAUGAAGGAGGCGAGGGGAAAGGUGGAUUACUGCGACCAGGCGGCGUGCCAUCUCGGGUCGGCGCUGAAUGAACUGCAGACUCAGCAUGAUGUGGCGCGCGAUUUGAUUGAGGAGUCUUAUCAGAGCUUCAAGGCGGUGUUGGAGAAGUGUCGCGACAAUGCUCUGAAGGAGCUGAAAGCGCUCCAUUCUGAGCGUGAGCUCAAGAUCAUGGAUGUACUGCACAAUGUGGAGAAGUCUGUGGAGAAGAUUGACAAUGCUUGCAAGUUCACGAAGCGUGUGUUGGAUCAGUCAAAUGCUCCUGAGUUGCUGAGCCUGAAGAAGCUGAUUGGGUGUCAGUUCCUCAAUCUUGUGAGCACAACACCAAAAGCCGAGAGCAACUACUCAGUGGAGUUCAAUUCGAAUUUUGAGAAGUUUGAGCGCCUGGCUCAUGACUCCUUCGGAAAAUUCCAGACUGAGGGCAGUCCUGUGAGUCCCAAGGAGUGCACACCGCCGCCAACCUUGCCCGGCAUGCCGCCGAUCCUGAUUAGUGGCAAUCAGCACGCCAAUGGCUCACAUAAUGGCACAUCAAGCAGCUCACAGGGCGCCCUCACGGGCUCAGUGACGGCCAGCAGCCCCAUUUCGCUGCCCACUUCGAUGCAGUCGUCCUUCGACGGGGAUAUGUCGGGUCUGGGCAAUGGGAGUGGCAGCAGUGCCAGCGGCAGCAGCGGCUUCGCCCUGCCAACCAACCUGGCGCCCGAGUGUCCCACUCCGGCGCCUCUGGUCAAUGGAGCAACGGUUCCGCCACCCACAACUGUGAGCGCCACACCGGCUCUGCCUGGACUCUCUCGCAUCGCGGAGUACAACAUUCAUCAGCUGGCCAAUCUCGUGGAGCACGCCGAUUUGGCUGAUCCCAUCAUUCCAUCGUCAAAUCCUAGUCCAUCACCACAGUUUACUCUGGCCGACGUGCUGUCCGGUGAUCAGAAUGCGUUCAACAAUCUGCAGGCGCUGGCAAAGUUGGGCCUCAACAAUACACCAAUAGCCAACAAUCACAGGGAGACGAGCCAGAAUAUGAAUCGUAUUGGUUCCAACUGGAACAUCACAAGCGGGAACUCUUUGAUCUCGCGUGGACCAUCACCAGGUGUGGACAACAUUCUGAUCAACGAAUUCUCUGGGAAUUCCAUCAUGCCGAAUGGCACAUCCAUGUCAUCGCUGAGCGAUGACCUGACCAUUUCCAACUUUCAAUCAUCCAUCAGCGUUCCCGGCCGCUCCAAGGCCACACCCAUGCAGAUUCGCUGCAAAUUUGGCUCUCUUGGUGCAUCCAAGGGGCAAUUCAACUCACCGCACGGCUUCUGCCUGGGAGUUGAUGAGGAGAUAAUUGUGGCUGACACGAACAAUCACAGAAUUGAGAUUUUCGAGAAGAAUGGGGCAUUCAAGUUCCAGUUCGGUGUACCUGGAAAGGAGGAGGGACAACUCUGGUAUCCGCGCAAGGUUGCCGUAAUGCGUCCGACGUACAAGUUUGUCGUGUGCGAUCGUGGCAAUGAGCGCUCACGAAUGCAGAUAUUCAACAAGACUGGGCACUUUAUGAAGAAGAUUGCCAUCCGCUACAUUGACAUUGUUGCUGGUCUCGCAGUCACAAAUCAGGGACACAUUGUUGCUGUGGACAGCGUCUCGCCGACUGUCUUUAUCAUAACUGAGGAAGGAGAUCUCGUGCAUUGGUUCGAUUGCAGCAAUCACAUGCGUGAGCCAUCAGACAUUGCCAUAAGUGGAAAUGACUUCUACGUGUGUGACUUCAAGGGGCAUUGCGUGGCCGUGUUCACAGAGGAUGGCACGUUCAAGUAUCGCAUUGGUAACGAGAAAGUCACAUGCUUCCCGAAUGGAAUUGAUAUUUCCGAUGCUGGAGACAUUCUGAUUGGUGACUCCCACGGAAAUCGCUUCCAUGUGGCGUGCUUUUCUCGCGAGGGUGUUCUUCAGUCGGAGUACGAGUGUCCCUAUGUUAAGGUGUCGCGAUGUUGCGGAUUGAAGAUCACAUCUGAGGGUUACGUGGUAACGUUGGCCAAAAAUAAUCAUCACGUUCUUGUGUUAAACACACUUUAUAUCCAGUGAUUGUCGCGGAAGGAAGAAUUCUCAAACCAAAUCGUUAAAACAUUUUAUUGAUCUCUUCGUGUUUAUAUUUUAAUUUUACUUUUUUUUUAUUCAAUCUUCAAUGCGUUAUAAUAUAUAUAUAUACAUACAAUAUUAGGAUGAGAGAGAGAAAGAAGAAGAAGAAGAAGAAGAUUUUUCCCCUUUUUAUUCUUACACAAAUAACAAGAAGAAAUUUUUUUUUUCCUUUAGAAUUUAAUCGCUUCUACAAGUUUUUUUUUCAUAUUAAUUAUAAAGAGAUAAUUUUAGAGAGAACCUCAGUGGAAAAGAUAGAAACUAUUUUUCUUAUUUUUUCCCCAAAAUACACUAAGAAAUAAAGAAGAAGAAGAAGAAAAAAAAUGGAAAUAAUGAGAGAGAAAAAAACACAAAUGAGUCAAUUUUUAGAAACAAUUACAUUUAAUGUACAUUAUAAGGUAUUUAUUAUUAUUGAACUCGAUUGAAUCGCGUUUUCUUGUUGUAAUGAAUGAAAAAAAAGAAGGGAACAGAGAUAAGAAUAAGGAUGAAAUGCAACUGAAGAUAAAUGACUGGUUCCAUUAGCAAAAGAAAAACAUAGAAGAAGAUUGAGACAAUGGACAGAAUUAUGUGUAAUGCUACGAAUAACGCACCUUUUAGUGUCUUUUAUGUAUGUACUCCUUUUGAACCUCACUUUAGUAACUGUAGACUAAUGCCAACAUUCACAAUGAAAAAGAGAAGACAUUAUAUAUUGAAUGAAGUUUAUGUUCAUGUAAAAAGGGAAAAUUCGAUGUUUUUUUCAUUUGUUAUUUUUUGUCAUUGUAACUUUUUAAAAUAUAUACGAUUUUACUAAGCAAAUACGACUGAUUUAUGUUUCUAAAUAUUAAUGAUUAUGUAAGAAGUUGUUAUAUUGAUUUUUUUUUAAUUAACUCAUGGAUAUAAAUACAAACGACGUGUGAAAUUUUUUUUCAAAUGUAAUAUUUUUUAGAGUCAUGAUGAGAAUUUUAUGCAAUCAAAGAUGCUACAUUGUGAACGGAACCGGUCUAAAUAGAUUGUAGUAGUGUAUUUUUUAUUGAUACUGGUAUCUUUUCAUUAUUAUUUUGAUACAUUUUCCCUGUCAUAUUUCAUGGUCCCUUGUUUACUAUUAACUAUAAUUAUUCUUUUACAUUUAUAAGGUGUGAUGAUUUUUGUGUGAUGAAAAUUUAAAAAGAAUUUUUUACCUGUAACAGAACGAAUUGGAGAAAGGAAAUAACACGUACUCUUUAUUUCAACCACAAAUCUUAGGUAUAAAAAAUUAGAGUUUUUUUUUUAUUAGUAGAUUUCUAAAUGCUUCGUGUGUAUAAAAGGGGAAACGCGUAUUCAAAUUCCUUUUUAUGUUUACUUUUUCGUCAAUAGAUAUAUAUAUACAUAUAUUCAAAUUGUCAUGACACGCUGUACCAGAAUUUUUUUUUAACGUGUGUGUUAUUUUUUUUAUUUGUUUAUUAUUUGUAUUAACAAAUAAGUAGAGAUAUUUUACAACCUGAUUACUUGUUAAUGUUACUUGGUAAGGAUGCAUUUUUAUUAAUUAAUUUUUGAAAACUUCACAAUAUUUGAAUUUAAAUAAAUGGAAGAAGAAAAAAAUAUGAGAUGAAAUAAAGAAGAUGAGAUGAAAAAAAGUAAUGUAUAGCUGAAAACAAUCCAAAGUAUAUAUUUGAUGAUAUUUUUUGCCUUAAAUUUUACAUAUUAUAACAUUAUAAUAAGGAGUAUUUUACUAUAUAUUUAUAUAUUAUACAUAUACAUUGAAGUAACGGUACAUAACGCUUUUUCGAGAAUUUUCAGUGAAUGUAUAAUUUGAAUAUUAGGCGGGAGAAAGGGGAAGAUUGAGGAAGUGGUGAAAGAAUUACAUAUAAAAUGAAAAUAAUAUUGAGAUUUUGUAGGCAAAAAUAAUGCAAGAAAGCAAGUAAAAUUCAUCAAAAAAGAAUGAAGUUGUGUAGAAAAAUAUAUUUACUAUUUAUGAGAAGAAAAAAAAAUCAAGAGUAAUCUGAUAAAGGAAACCCAAUGAUUUACAAAUUUACACUUACACAUUUUCUAAUAUGUAAUGAAGUAAAAAAAAAGAAGAAAAUUAUGGAGAACUGGUACAGAAAUAUGCGAAUGGAGAGAUUAUGUGUGAGUGAAUGACAGGAAUAACAGGAAACUGGAGGGGAGAAUAGAGAAAACAAUAUGUAUGUAAACUUAAUAAUAUUGCGAGAAAACAUGUUAUCAACAAUUUAAAGUUCCUCAAAGAUUUUAAAGAGUCUAAAUGAUUGCUGAUUUUUGUUCUAUUUACAAGUUUUUAAUCUAUACAAUUAAACUUCCAUUUUCAAUCACUCGUAUUAUUUUUUGUUUAAUUUUCUUAUGAUUUUUUGAAUGACUUUUACAACUGCUACCUUUAAUGAUGAAUACAGAGAUGAACAAAUAUAUUUGCACAAGAGUUUUUGUCCUUUAUAAUUUUAUUUUUCGAAUGAUGAAAGACGUUGUGUCGAUGAGAGAUAAGCUUAUUUGUGAUUUCCUUAAUUAUUUAGUGGGUGACAGCGGAAGAAAUACCAGAAAUAUGAAAGGGUAAUAGGAUGAUGAUCGAUAGGGCGUUGCUGUGACCAAGACAGUCACGGUGAGAAAUUACAAUAAGAGAAGAAGAUGAUAAAUCUUUGUAAUAACUAUUAAAGGAAGAAAAAAUGAUAUAUAAAAUUAAUGUGUAUCUUAAAGUGAAGCUAAAAAACAAGAAUAAUAUUUAAAAAUAGACUUAUGCUCAGGUUUAUAUAUUCAUAAAAUUAGACACAGUGACAAGUGAGGAGUAUUUCAUGAUUUUGGCGUUGAACUUUUCGGAAUAUGUGGUGUAUAAUAGUUAAGUCUUACAACUUAAGCAGCAAACUGAUUUAGAGUGAAAGCAAAACCCUCUGGUUUCAUCAAAUUUUAUGCAGUGGAGAAGAAUUAUAUUUUGAAUUCUUUUUUUCUAUAGAUGAUAAAUAGAGAGAAAUGGGAAGUGUGAAACUCAACUACAAUAUCCUACUAAAAAAAAAGAAGAAGAGAAGAAACAACAAACAUUUACAAGUUAAUAAAACACUUUAAUAGAGUAAUGUAGAAGGAGUGCAUAUUAGAAGUGCUCGAUAAUGUCACAAUAUGUUUACACAAUAUUUCAUAGCAAGAUGGAGAAAAUAAGUGAAGAUGAGAGGUAAAAUAGUAAUAGUGAAUAGACACUGCAAAGAAAUUAUCAAAAAGUGCAUAAAUACACAGCGAUCAACACGUAUAAACUUACUUCUAAACGUAAUAAAUGACACAGUGCUAAACUUUCAAUCCAUUUUUCUCUAGUGGUAUUAAGAAAUAGAGAUAAUGUAGUGUGUUUCUGUAGUGAGAACAAAUUGAGAUUGUGAAGAGGUAAAAGAAAAAAAGCAUCAAUCAAUCAACACCAAUCAAAUUUAUCUAAUAAAGAAGAAAAUAAAAAGAAACUGACAUUGGAAUAAGGAAUAGAUAUUGACGUGAAGCAACUGAGAGCCCCUUUUUCGAAAAUAUCCUGAUAUAUAAAUAUAUUUAUUCGUGUUGAUGUUUAUACAAAUUAAACAUUUCGACAAUUUAUUGAAUAUAAAAUGCAUCUCCAAGGAAGAAAAAAAAAAUGUAGUGAAUUUUUGCUAGAAAUCUUGUAAUGUUGUAUUUUACAUAUCAGAUGAUCAAGAUGAAAGGAAGACAGACGAAUGGAAAUUUUAUCUCUAAUUAAUAGAAUGUCAAUUUCAAAAUAGUGACAGAUGAUGAAGAAAAUGCUAAAAUUAAUCGUCAAGAAUCUUUCUGUGAGAAGAAAUUCUUUAAUUUAAAAACCUUUCGCUCCUCUUUGUGGAUUUCUUCAAACUUAUCGGUGUUCAAUUAUCCUAAAUGGUGUAAGACAGAAGCAUAAAAAAAUGAGAACUUAAGUCGAUGAGACGACAAUGUGUAAAACGUAAAUUUUGACAAAAGAAAACAAAAUAGUGCCAUUAUUUUUUCCUAAAUAUAUAUAUAUAUACAUAUAAUAAAUAUUUAUAUUAAAGAUUAAGUCUUUUUUCGAAAUGUAGUAAUAAUAUUCACCUAAUGUAUGGAUUGUGUAAUUCAUCUUCAAAGUCUUUUUUUUAGUGAUGUAGUGAUGUAACAGAGUAAUAUUUUGUGCUUUGGACAAAUGACGAAGAGAUGAGAUUUAAGGAGUAAUUUAGAAUGAACCACAUAUAAUUGAGACAAGGCAUGCGCGACAAGGUGAAGAGAGAAUUUGGAAAUAAAGAUAUAAACAUAAGCAAUAAUGAAAAAAAUAUUUACAAUUUUUCUUAUGUACAUAAUAUAGUAAGUGUUAAAUGAGCAGGAAGGAGUUUACCAAAAAAAAAUAUUACAAAAAUUCAAUGAAAAAUCAAACUUUUUCCUAGCGGUUUUAGAGAGCUGGAAUGAAGAGCAUAAGAAGAGAGAGUAAUGUUUGUUUAAGUAAAAUAAAAAAAGAAAUGUAUUGUUAGGGAGUGAAAAAAAACAGGUUCAAUCAUGCUAGAGUAUAAUGUAAUAGAUUUUUAACUGUAAUGGCGGUUACUUAAUUUAGGAAACGAUCUGUGGACAAACAAAAAAAACAUGUUUUUGUAGAUUUUAUUUGGGAAAAUUUAGAAUUUUGAGAAAGAAGAGCAAAAAAAAAAGUUGUUACCGCGUAAAUGCUAAAUAUUUUGCCCUUGCAAUUUUUGAAUUAGUCUCGAAUCUCAUUGAAAUUUACAGAAUUCUUUCUUCAUGUAUUUUAUACUCCUUGAAAGUAUUUUAGUUUGUGUUUUUUUUUAUGUUGUUAUCAUCUGUUUUUCCUACUUCCUAAAAUGAUCAAAAUGACAUAUCACGAAAUACGCUUCCCUUUUUAUUGUAUUUUGAGAGAUGGUGAGAAGGUGAGAAAAUGAUAUUAACGGUUUCCGGAGGUAAUAUUGAUAAACAAAAAAAAAACUAUGUAUUCAGUGCAAUUAUUUUCAUUUUAAGCUGUUUUUAUUUGACAUUUAAUUUAACUGUUUAAGAGAAUAAUCACUGUAAAUUUCAAUAAGAUAGAAAGAAGUAAUUGUGAAGAGAAUUAAGUAAAUUGAUAAUAUGCCUAAUAUAAUUAAACAAUAACAAUUUGUUUCUUGCAGAGCAAAAGUCUACGAAUGAGCAAGAAAUGAAUAUAUAUAUAUAUCUUUUUUUCUCAUAUUCGAGUAAACAUACAGAAGAAGAGAGAUGCAAAAAAUACGUAUACACUUGGAGAGAACUUUAAAUAUUUUUACCAUGCCUGUGAUAAGUUUUUUUCUUCAGGAUAUUUUGUGUCCUUAACAUCAUAAGUCGGCAGAACUUUCUUUUUAAACACUUAUUGAAGCACCUCUUUCUCUGUGGUGAAAAAAAAAGAGGAGAGAUGAAGGAACCUUCUUAUACAUUUGAAUUAUGAACAGGAUAAUAAAUUUAUUGACGGUGAAAAGAGACGCGUUUUGAGAAAUCGGUAAUUAAUAUUUUGAUGAAAAAGAGGGGAUUAAAUAAACUGACUUGGUCUCUUUGUACUGUAAAAUAUAUAUUUUCAAAACGAAUAUAUUGUAAUAGAGUAAAUGUGUAUUUUUUGAACAUGUAAUUGCUCAUCCAUAUUUAAAUGACAAGAAGAAGAAGAAAAAAAAAGUAAUAUUUACGAUGGAACCCUGAAUGAUGGAAUUAUUAAGAUUGAAACCCACAAUUAAGAAUCACAAUGAUAAGAAAAAAUAUUUUGUGCACUGUAAACACACGACUCUUCUAUUGAAUUUUAAUACUUUUAGCCUAAAGGAAACAAAGAUGAAAUCUUUCUAAACAUGGAGAUGAAAAAAAAAAACGUGAGGUAAUUUAAAAUAUACACAAGACAUUAUGAAAAUUUUCAAUUUCUCCGCAAUGCAGAGUAUGAGAGAGGGUGAAAGAGGAAAAAAAGGAACACGGUAAAUAAAAAUGUUAUUCUGACAAGAGAAAAAAAGGAAAAACACUUUAAAUUGCGGUUUGUUGUGAUAGAAAAUUUUUGAUAUAUAUAAUUUUUUUUACUAACUAAAAGAAAAGUGAAACUGAAUUCAAACAUACCCUGUAGAUUCAUGUACAAAAAUUGAAAUGAACGAAUGAUGAAAGAAUUACCUAUUUAAUAUUAGUAAUUAUUACUCCAAAUUGCCAUUAUUUUUAAUAUAGAAUCUAUUAAGGAAAAUGAAACAACUAUGAAUUAUAUACAAUAGAAAUAUUCUCUCCAUGCAUUUUUAUAACAUUUAAGGUGAAAAAUUACAAGUGAGAAAGGAAAAAAAAAUAGAAUUUGACAUGGAAAUGAAUCAAAAUCUAUUAUAUAUGAAAAUAAUAAUUCUAUCAACACCAAAAAAAUACAGAUUUUUUGAGUGAAGACAAUAGGAUUAAACAAUGGAAAAGGAAUCAAUAGUGUAAGGACUUGCAAAAAUUGUAAUUCUAUGGUUCUCUUCUGAGCAAUAGAAUAAUGUAAGGCAGAAAAUUAACGCAUAGUGACAUUGAUCAAAAAAAAAUAACUGAGGAUAAGAUGCUUUGUUUUACGUUGAUAAACAACAAUAUUGACUAAAAGGACGAUUAAACUGCAAUUUUUUUCAUAAAAUAUCUCUCGACCACUGAGGCUAUAUUAGAAUAUAAAUUGAGUGACGAUGAAGUGUAGCUAAUAAAUAAAUGAAUUUACAUUUUAGAGUGUAACUGUUGUUCACACCAACACACCUUUUACAUUAAAACAUAUUUUAGUAAUCUUUUAUCAAUUAUAUACAUGCUAAUGUGAAUGCAUUAAGAAUGAAAGGCAUUUGUGAACCCCUUUCUAAAGUCCCACAUCUCUUCAAUGGUGUAUUCUCUCUUUUUUUUCCUUGAAAAUCCUUCCGCCAAAUGAUUGUGAGCCUCGUGAGUGAAAAUUCCAAUUGGUGCACAAAUGCUAUGCAUUCUUCUGCAUUGUCUUAUAUACUUAGAUAUAUAGAGGAAGAAAGGAAAAAAAACAAUAUAGUAAUGAUAAAAAAAAGAAUUGUAUAGUCAUUCCAUCCAUAUUAACAAAAUUUUACACUGCAUUGUUUUUUAUUUGUUUUUUACCCGCCCCAAAAAAAUAUUAAUAUAUACACUUAGAAAGUUUAACGGAAAAUAAUGAGAGAGAAGUGUAAUGUGAAAAAUAACUAUAUAUAUAUAUUACUCAAAAAAAAUGAUACACACAAAUUUUUCUUCGUAUCUAAACAAUUGUAACAAUUUGACAUUGGGCGAAGAGAUGAAGAGGAAGAAAAUAAAAAAAAACAUUGAUGUUCUCAAAUGUAGUCAUGAUGAAAAAAAAUACCAGUGAAGUAAAUGUGGAAUAAUAAUAAAAACUAUACACACUAUUAGAGUAUUUGGAGUAGAAGGGAGCAGAGAAAGAAAUUAAAUGUGCUAUUGCACAAAUAUACAUACAAUUGUAACAAAAAAAAUUGACAAAAAUAUUUACAAAAAAAAAAUUGUUUAACGAAAAAUACGCCUCAUAUUUUAUGUCUUCCCCUAUUAAAUGCUAUUUAUAAAGUAUAAAUGAUAUUUAGUGAAAAAAAAACUGUGUAAGGAAAUCAUUGUGAAAUAUACUUUCUUAAUGAUAUUUUUUCAUUAAUGUGUGUGAAAACAUGAAAAGUCUAUAAAAUGGAAAAAAGCACAUUUCAUAUUUCUCAAAACUCUUUGCUUCGUAACUUUUUUCCUUCUUCUCUGACAAAAGUGACUCUCUCUUUCUCACUUUAUUUCUCUCGAACUUUCUUCAGAAAUUGGUCAAAAUUCUAUAUUGACAGCUAGCAAAGACAAUACUAAAUAAAAUAAAAUCAAUAAAAAUGUAUUUACAAGAUAAAUGAAGAGAGAAAGAAAAAUUAAACGUGGUCAAAUAUCUAAAGAUGUAAAAUCCUUUUCAUUUUUGAAGUCAUUCUUUAGGAUCUUUUGAUGAAAAAAUUUAAUGCCUUGUCUUAUUACAUGCAUUAAUAAUUAUGUAGCUGAUGGAAUAAACUUGGUGGAAUCACGUUUAAUGACAUGACCACAGAAUAGAAAUAUGAGUGUUGCCGUAAUAGUAUUUUAGAGAAUCGAAGACGUAAACAUCUUAUUAAUUUGGGGAGCAAGUGAGUGAAAAAGUGAGAAUUUUAUUGUACCAAAAAAAAGAAGAAAAUCUUUGCUGUAGGUAAAAAUAUAGAAAGAAAACAUUUAUUACACUGGUGGAAAAAAAAUGAUAAGAUUACAUGUUAGCACUUAUGAUGUAAGAGAAUAUUUGAUGAAAAUUUCCUUCAAUGAAAGCUGUGUCACUCCAUUUUACCACGUAAACAAAUUUUUAGGUGUUUGUUGUAUACGUCACAAUUGCAAAGUAGCAGUGAAGAAGUGAGAGAAGAUGAUUUCCUAAGAUUUGGAAUUGAUGCUUAUUUCCGAAUUGACACGGAUGACAAAGAAAGAUGGACAAAUAAGUCACUAAAUUAGAUUAUAAGGAAACAGUCUAUUGAGGGCUUAAAUGGAAAGAUUUAUGAGUUAACUUGUUUAGAGAUGAAACCAACAAAAAAAAAUUGAGAAAAGAAGCAAUGAAAAAUUUCACUAAAUGAAAUAUACCUUUUCUUUUUCACAAAAGGAUAAAAGAGAUAUUUUUAACGAAAAUGUCACACGUGAGAUUCAAAGAAAACAAAAAAAAAAGAAUAUUUACUAAAAAAAAAUCACACAUAAUCAAAUGUAAACCAAAUUAAUUUACCUUUGCAACUGGUGACCACUUUGAAGAACCAUUUGUGACUAAAAUUGUAAUGACUAAAGAAAGAAAAAACAAUUAAAUAUGGAAAGUUUUAAGGUAACAUAGAGAAAAUAGGAAACAAAUUGAGAAGCAAUAAAAUGAUACUUUCAAGCUUUUUAAGAACUAAAUACACAAAAAGAAAAUGGAGAUGUUUUGGAUGAGGAAGAUUAUUGCGAAGAAUGAUAUAAUACAAGUGCGAGGAAUGAAUUGCGAGGAUAAAAGAUGAAAUGGAAACCACAAAUGGUUGUGACUUUUAUGUUUCCCUAUCUGAAAACGAUAUGUGUUUAUUUUUAUUUUUUCAAUUUUUGCCCUAAAACCCCUGUUUAUUUUAUGAUAAUGAGAAUCUCGAAUUUUUUUUUUUGAAUAUAGUCUUUGUUUCUUUUUACAAACACGCAAGUCGCUUUACACAUUUUUUACAACAUAAAAUAUCUAGUUCAGCUAAGAGAUUGCAACUUUACAUUCCACAAUUUAUACUAGGAUUAAAGAGUAAGGGUGUUUUUUUUUAAUAAUUAAUUACAAUAAUAUUGCAGUAAAUGUGUUUUAUUUUUACUUUGCAAAACAUGUGUAACAAAACCGCCGUUUUAAAAGAAUUAUAUCUGUAACCAGAACCUAAGAGGUGAUUUUACAUAAUUUUGUGUCUCUGUAAUACUAUUAUUUACAAUAUAUUCUUUGUUUUUUUCCCUUUUCGUAGUCAGCGUUUUAGUACAAAUAUUUUGAAGUUUUGUUUUUUAUUUAUAUACUAAGUAACGAUCAACGAUGUUUGGCAAGAGAGAGAGAAAAUGAUCUUGUUCUGAACCUCGUCUUCGGUUAGCUUUUAAACAUGAUAAACUAUUAUUGCUUUACUUUGGGUGUUGAUCAAGCGAAGAGUAGUGAGAGAACUAAACAUGCGUCAGAGUGUUUAUGAAUAUUUUUUUUUCUAGAGAUGACAAGUUGAUGUAUAAUUCUAUAAUAUUUUUUGAUAGUUAUUGCUGUUUAUUGGAUAAGGCAUAGGCUAUAGCAUAUACAAUAAUAAGAUUAAGUGAAGAUAAAUGUAGCAUAACAAUUGGAAGAUGAGAAGAAAUGAUAAGUAUUUGCUCAUAAAAAAAACUCGUUUUUAUUUACCUUCUAAUUUAGAGUUAUUGUAAAUGUAAUAUCAAGAGGUAUUUCUUUUGUAAGAGAAAAAUUUAUGAAGAAACUCUGUGCCACAUAUUCAUUUAUUCGUGUGUGUGUUAUCAAAAAAAAAAUGAGAGAAAACCAACUUGCUAGGCCUUGACUUGUUUAAUUUUUAUUAUCUGUUACUUUUAGUAUGACUAAGUCAUUCAAAAGAACGCAACAUUUGUUGGAAAACCAUUUAUUGAAUCAAAAAAAGAAAAGAAAAAGAAGAUGAAGAACUAAAAAUGCCUCAGAAGCACCUUUAAGACGGAACUGCAGAAAUGAAUGAGCACAAGUACAUAUCACAAAAUCAUUUUCCCUCCCGAAGAGAGAAUGGCGAAAUAUCAGUUUUCGUUGGCUCUGGCGAAGGGAUAAUUUAAGGAAUUAGGGUUGGUAAUUGAGAAAGGAAAAAAAUAUCUUAUAUACUCUUCUAUCAAAGAAUAAAACUAUUUACCACAAACCUGAGCAUUUCUCGAAGGAAUCCCAGUAUGAAACAUAAGAUUAUCUGUGUAAAUAACUGCCCUAAUAGUGAGUACAUAGAGAGAGGAUUUUGGAGCAUUGCAGUUUGACUAUAUAGAGUGGACUUUCCAUGUUUCCGAGGAGAAGAUAGAAUUGUGGAAUAGAGUAAACGAAGAAAAAAAAAAACACGUGAAACAUUACUUGUGUCUUAGUCGUCUUUGUCUAACGAAUUUAAUUAAUAAUAAAUUAACUAUUGUUCAUGAUUCAAGUAUAUAUAAAACAUAGAAGAAAAGAAAAAAUAUAGAUUCUUGAGAAGGUGAGAAAAGGGCGAGAAAACACAAUUUUAAUGAAAAAAAAAUAAAAAUAAAAAUACGUAUUUAUUGUAUGUAAAACCUUAAGUAGAAGCCACGUAGCUGAAAAAGUCUCUAACAGAACAUUUAUUCUCACACUUGAUUGAAAUUAAUAAUUAUCUAGUAAAUCAUAAAUGAGAACGAUGAAAAUAUUGAUAGAUGAAAAAACACCCUUGAAAACACCACUAAAUAUAAAGAAGAAAAAAAAAUCUUAGUGAGGAAAUGGAAAUGUGGAGUGGAAAAAAAAUGAUGAGAAACCAUCACAAAAAAAAUAUUUUAGAGAUAUUGAAAAUUUUGUCUUCAUAUGAGGAUGUUUUUUGAUCGCAAUUUUAAGUGGUUUUUUCAUACACACCUUACAACAUAACACCUGGCGAAUGAUUAAAAUUUAGAAUUUACAAGUGUUGAAAAAAAGUAAUAAUCAUAAAAGUUUAAUGAGAA